CACUCCGGUCAGGAAAAGGGGUCUGGCCGCGCGCGUGCGGCUCGCGCCGGCCUUUGUCCUUCCGUCCGUCCGUCCGGAUUCUUCCCCGUCGCCUCUCGCCGGCCGGGGCCCCGCGCUCCUCCUCCGGGUCGCCCUCGGCCCCCCUCGCCCGCUCCGCGCGACGGAGCGGUUGGCGGGUCUCGCGCGCGCGUGCCCCCUCGCUCGCUCGGUCGGCCGCCCGGCCGGCCGGGGGGGGGGGGGAAGGCGUGUGCGUCCCGCCCUUUGGGGAAGCUGGGUCGUGGUGCUGCCUUGAGGGGUGGGGGUAAAGCGUUGGGUCCCCGCGGAGAGAGGGGGGGCGCACCCCCCGGCGCGUCGGCGCGCUUUCGGGCGGCUUGCGACCCGCCGGCCCUCCGCCUCGCCGGGGCCUUCGGGCCCCGGGCUGGGACGGGGAAGGAGGAGCCCGUCGGGUCGUGGCCGUGCCGUCGGCGCGCGGGCGGCGUUGGGGGGGCGGCCGCGUGGCCCCCUUUCCCAGAGGGGGAUGCGCGCGGCCGGGGGGUGGCCGGCCCGUGCGUCCCGGUCCUGCCCUUCCCCGGCGACGCGGGCCGGGGAAGGGGGGGCCGGCUGGCUCGGGUUGGCCGUCCUUGCGCCCCCCCCGUUCUUUCUUGCGGGGGACUGGGUCGACCAGCAGCCCCCUCACGCUGGCGCGGGCGCCCGCUCGCGCCCAAGUCCAGUCGUUUUGAGGUCGACCAGCACGCCCGGGGGAGGUGGCGACUUGGCGACGUGGGACUCGAGGUCGACCAGCACAACGGGGACCGCGGACCGGGAGACAGGGCGACCCGAGACGCGAGGCCGACCAGCACGCCGGGGACCGGGGGACCGGGGGACCGGGGGACCCCGGGGACCCGGGACUCGAGGCCGACCGGCACGCCGGGGGAUGAGGACCCCGAGGCUCGGCGCUCGAGGUCGACCAGCAUGCCGGGGACCCGGGGACCCGAGGUCGACCAGCACGCCGUGGACCCGAGGACCCGAGGACCCGAGGACCCGAGGCCGACCAGCACACCGCGAACCCGGGGGACCCGGCGACGUGGGACUCGGUCGACCAGCACAACGGGGACCGCGGACCGGGAGACAGGGCGACCCGAGACGCGAGGCCGACCAGCACGCCGGGGACCGGGGGACCGGGGGACCGGGGGACCGGGGGACCCCGGGGACCCGGGACUCGAGGCCGACCGGCACGCCGGGGGAUGAGGACCCCGAGGCUCGGCGCUCGAGGUCGACCAGCAUGCCGGGGACCCGGGGACCCGAGGUCGACCAGCACGCCGUGGACCCGAGGACCCGAGGUCGACCAGCACACCGAGGACCCGAGGACCCGAGGACCCGAGGACCCGAGGCCGACCAGCACACCGCGAACCCGGGGGACCCGGCGACGUGGGACUCGGUCGACCAGCACAACGGGGACCGCGGACCGGGAGACAGGGCGACCCGAGACGCGAGGCCGACCAGCACGCUGGGGACCGGGGGACCGGGGGACCCGGGGACCCGGGGACCCGGGGACCCGGGGACCCGGGGACCCGGGGACCCGAGGCCGACCGGCACGCCGGGGGAUGAGGACCCCGAGGCUCGGCGCUCGAGGUCGACCAGCAUGCCGGGGACCCGGGGACCCGAGGUCGACCAGCACGCCGUGGACCCGAGGACCCGAGGACCCGAGGACCCGAGGCCGACCAGCACACCGCGAACCCGGGGGACCCGGCGACGUGGGACUCGGUCGACCAGCACAACGGGGACCGCGGACCGGGAGACAGGGCGACCCGAGACGCGAGGCCGACCAGCACGCCGGGGACCGGGGGACCGGGGGACCGGGGGACCCGGGGACCCGGGGACCCGGGGACCCGGGGACCCGAGGCCGACCGGCACGCCGGGGGAUGAGGACCCCGAGGCUCGGCGCUCGAGGUCGACCAGCAUGCCGGGGACCCGGGGACCCGAGGUCGACCAGCACACCGAGGACCCGAGGACCCGAGGACCCGAGGACCCGAGGCCGACCAGCACACCGCGAACCCGGGGGACCCGGCGACGUGGGACUCGGUCGACCAGCACAACGGGGACCGCGGACCGGGAGACAGGGCGACCCGAGACGCGAGGCCGACCAGCACGCUGGGGACCGGGGGACCGGGGGACCGGGGGACCCGGGGACCCGGGGACCCGGGGACCCGGGGACCCGGGGACCCGAGGCCGACCGGCACGCCGGGGGAUGAGGACCCCGAGGCUCGGCGCUCGAGGUCGACCAGCAUGCCGGGGACCCGGGGACCCGAGGUCGACCAGCACGCCGUGGACCCGAGGACCCGAGGACCCGAGGACCCGAGGCCGACCAGCACACCGCGAACCCGGGGGACCCGGCGACGUGGGACUCGGUCGACCAGCACAACGGGGACCGCGGACCGGGAGACAGGGCGACCCGAGACGCGAGGCCGACCAGCACGCCGGGGACCGGGGGACCGGGGGACCGGGGGACCGGGGGACCCCGGGGACCCGGGACUCGAGGCCGACCGGCACGCCGGGGGAUGAGGACCCCGAGGCUCGGCGCUCGAGGUCGACCAGCACGCCGUGGACCCGAGGACCCGAGGACCCGAGGCCGACCAGCACACCGCGAACCCGGGGGACCCGGCGACGUGGGACUCGGUCGACCAGCACAACGGGGACCGCGGACCGGGAGACAGGGCGACCCGAGACGCGAGGCCGACCAGCACGCUGGGGACCGGGGGACCGGGGGACCGGGGGACCGGGGGACCCGGGGACCCGGGGACCCGGGGACCCGGGGACCCGGGGACCCGGGGACCCGAGGCCGACCGGCACGCCGGGGGAUGAGGACCCCGAGGCUCGGCGCUCGAGGUCGACCAGCAUGCCGGGGACCCGGGGACCCGAGGUCGACCAGCACACCGAGGACCCGAGGACCCGAGGACCCGAGGACCCGAGGCCGACCAGCACACCGCGAACCCGGGGGACCCGGCGACGUGGGACUCGGUCGACCAGCACAACGGGGACCGCGGACCGGGAGACAGGGCGACCCGAGACGCGAGGCCGACCAGCACGCUGGGGACCGGGGGACCGGGGGACCCGGGGACCCGGGGACCCGGGGACCCGGGGACCCGGGGACCCGAGGCCGACCGGCACGCCGGGGGAUGAGGACCCCGAGGCUCGGCGCUCGAGGUCGACCAGCACGCCGUGGACCCGAGGACCCGAGGACCCGAGGCCGACCAGCACACCGCGAACCCGGGGGACCCGGCGACGUGGGACUCGGUCGACCAGCACAACGGGGACCGCGGACCGGGAGACAGGGCGACCCGAGACGCGAGGCCGACCAGCACGCUGGGGACCGGGGGACCGGGGGACCGGGGGACCGGGGGACCCGGGGACCCGGGGACCCGGGGACCCGGGGACCCGGGGACCCGGGGACUCGAGGCCGACCGGCACGCCGGGGGAUGAGGACCCCGAGGCUCGGCGCUCGAGGUCGACCAGCAUGCCGGGGACCCGGGGACCCGAGGUCGACCAGCACACCGAGGACCCGAGGACCCGAGGACCCGAGGACCCGAGGCCGACCAGCACACCGCGAACCCGGGGGACCCGGCGACGUGGGACUCGGUCGACCAGCACAACGGGGACCGCGGACCGGGAGACAGGGCGACCCGAGACGCGAGGCCGACCAGCACGCUGGGGACCGGGGGACCGGGGGACCCGGGGACCCGGGGACCCGGGGACCCGGGACUCGAGGCCGACCGGCACGCCGGGGGAUGAGGACCCCGAGGCUCGGCGCUCGAGGUCGACCAGCAUGCCGGGGACCCGGGGACCCGGGGACCCGGGGACCCGGGGACCCGAGGACCCGAGGUCGACCAGCACGCCGUGGACCCGAGGACCUGAGGUCGACCAGCACACUGAGGACCUGAGGACCCGAAGAUCCGAGGCCGACCAGCACACCGCGAACCCGGGGGACCCGGCGACGUGGGACUCGAGGCCGACCGGCACGCCGGGGGCUGAGGACCCCGAGGCUCGGCGCUUGGCGCUCGAGGUCGACCAGCACACCGGUGACCUGGGGCUUGGUGCUUGAGGUCGACUGGCACGCCGGGGGCUGGGGGACCCGGCACGCUGGGAGCCGGGGGCACGAUCACCUGAGCCCCGAGUCCCGAACCCCGGUUGCCUGAGUGCCCGGGACUCGAGGAGACCCGAGUUCUACCAG
This is a messenger RNA of Felis catus (domestic cat), 4207 nucleotides long. RefSeq names its product collagen alpha-1(I) chain-like. The transcript is spliced from 4 exons. Lineage: Eukaryota; Metazoa; Chordata; Mammalia; Carnivora; Felidae. Bases 518 to 4078 code for a protein of 1186 amino acids. The record is from RefSeq and is a predicted model, not a curated record. Gene Ontology annotation, molecular function: DNA binding.